UCCAUAUAUACCCCUCUCUUCUCCACUUCCCACUUCAAACCCCAACUUCCUCAACCCCUUCUUUAAUCAACCUUACCCUCUCAACCCACAAAAAAAAAAAAAAUGGCGAAAGACGUGGAGGCAGAGCAGCCGGCGGCGCCGGAGUUCUCCGCCAAGGACUACCACGACCCACCGCCGGCACCCUUAAUCGACCUCGACGAGCUCACCAAAUGGUCCUUCUACCGCGCCCUGAUCGCCGAAUUCAUCGCCACACUCCUCUUCCUCUACAUCACCGUCCUCACCGUCAUCGGCUACAAGUCCCAGACCGACCCCUUGGUCCACACCGGCGCCGACGCCGCCUGCGGCGGCGUCGGCGUCCUCGGCAUCGCCUGGGCGUUCGGCGGCAUGAUCUUCAUCCUCGUCUACUGCACCGCCGGGAUCUCCGGGGGCCACAUCAACCCGGCCGUCACUUUUGGGCUCUUCUUGGGCCGCAAGGUGUCGCUCUUGCGGGCCGUGGGCUACAUGGUGGCCCAGUGCUUGGGUGCCAUCUGCGGUUGUGGGCUCGUCAAGGCCUUCCAGAAGUCCUACUACACGCGCUACGGCGGUGGGGCCAAUGAGCUGGCGGCUGGGUACAAUAAAGGCACCGGAUUGGGCGCCGAGAUUAUCGGGACAUUUGUUUUGGUCUACACCGUGUUCUCGGCCACUGAUCCUAAGAGAAGCGCUAGGGACUCCCAUGUUCCCGUGUUGGCGCCGCUUCCAAUUGGGUUCGCGGUGUUCAUGGUCCACCUGGCGACGAUUCCAAUCACUGGGACGGGGAUCAACCCGGCUAGGAGUUUUGGUGCUGCUGUUAUCUACAACAAGGACAAGGCAUGGGACGAUCAGUGGAUCUUCUGGGUGGGACCGUUCAUUGGAGCAGCCAUAGCUGCGUUCUACCACCAGUUCGUGCUGAGAGCAGCAGCAAUCAAGGCUCUGGGUUCCUUCAGGAGCAAUGCCGGAAAUUGAUUUACGUUAAUUAUCAUGAGGGGGAAGCAUGAAGCUGGUUGAGAAAGAAUAAGGUGUCUGCUCUGCUGCAAAUUUGAAGAGAGGAAGAAGAAGAAGAAGAGGGCAAGGGAAGUGUAAAUAAAAAGGGGUGAAGGAGAAGAGAGAUGUGAUGUUUCAACAUUAGGCUUGAAUUCCCCUCUAUUGCUCUAUUUGCUUUCCCCUUGUUUUUUUACCUUUUCUAUAAUCUGUACUUAUUAUUAUCUCUUUGCUUUUGUUGUAAUUUAUUAUCAUGUGGAAUUGUGGUGGUGGUGGGUGGGUGGAGGUUUGUUUGUGUGUAUUUUCUGGUUGGCUUCCACCUUAUCAAAUUUCUAGUGAAAUGGGUCUUUUCCCCCUCUUUAUUUAUCUAUGUUAUCUACUUUCAUAUGAAAUCCUGGAGAAAGGGGAGAAGAAGAAGGUAUCAUUUGUGUUGAGUGUGGCUAAGAGGUUUGGAGUGAUUUCUAAGUGAUCUCAUUAUAAUUUGAAAAGUUCUAUUUAUUUUGAUGUAAAAAAAAUGAGAUGAGCUUCAUUUUACGACAAUCAAGAUGUAAAAUUCGACUGUUCAUACUGUUGUAUAA
This is a messenger RNA of Linum tenue, 1574 nucleotides long. The record is from the annotation of a GenBank genome assembly. NCBI's taxonomy places the organism in Eukaryota, Viridiplantae, Streptophyta, Magnoliopsida, Malpighiales, Linaceae.